Budorcas taxicolor (takin) is the source of this 1194-nucleotide messenger RNA. RefSeq names its product melanoma-associated antigen B16-like. The transcript is spliced from 3 exons. Gene Ontology annotation, cellular component: nucleus. Lineage: Eukaryota; Metazoa; Chordata; Mammalia; Artiodactyla; Bovidae. The record is from RefSeq and is a predicted model, not a curated record. Gene Ontology annotation, biological process: negative regulation of transcription by RNA polymerase II.
AUGGGGCGUGAAUGUGAAACUCAGGGUUGGGGGGACCUUCCGCAGCCGAGGAGCCCCACCAAUCCUGCUCCGCCACUCCAGUCACCUGGAGGGCUCGGCCGUGGGGCUCGGGAGCGGUGGCCCUCGCUCCCUCAGGACGUGGUGGGGCUGGUCUCCGGGGAGAGAGGCCUUUGUCUGUGGGGUGGUGGGAAUACCCUAAGCGGGCCAGAGCUCCCUGCUGCAGAAGACAUGCUGGUCAGCCCCUACUGUCAGCCUUCAGAGGGAGGUGAAGUCCUCAUUCUGAGGAAGUGGCCGUCUGUGGGGAAGCUACAUCAGCUCAGCAGAGGGAAGAGUCCUGGACUCUGCCAGAGUUUAAGCACAUCAGAUGAAGACUCCAGCAGCCAAGAAGAGGAGGGCACAGGCUUUCACCAGGCCUCAGAAGACACCAAAUCCUUGCCCAGAGACCUGCUAAAUGAGAAGGUGGCUAAUUUGGUUCAUUUAAUGAUUCUCAAAUAUCAACAGAAGGAGCCCAUAACAAAGGCAGAAAUGCUAAAGGUUGUCAUCAAAAGGGAUAACAAACAAUUCCUUGUGACCUUUGAGAAAGCUUCUAAGUGCCUAGAGGUGAUCUCUGGCAUUGAUGUGAAGGAAGUGGACCCUAAAACCCACUGCUACGUCCUUUUCAACUCAUUAGGCCUCACCCAUGAUAAGAUAGUUAGUGAUGAUCAGAGCAUGCCUACAAAUGGCCUUCUGAUAAUCAUUCUGGGUGUGAUAUUCAUAGAAGGCAACUGUGUCCCUGAGGAAAACAUCUGGAAUUUCUUGAAUAUGAUAGGCAUCAAAGCUGGGAGGAAGCAUUUCAUUUAUGGGGAGCCUAGGAAGCUCAUCACCAGAAUCUGGGUGCAGGAGAAUUCUCUAGAGUACCGGAUGGUGUCUAAUAGUGAUCCUUCACGGUACGAAUUCCUGUGGGGUCCAAGGUCCUAUGCUGAAACCAGCAAGCUGAAAGUUUAGGAAUUUUUGGCCAAGAUCAAAGGGAUUGACCUCAUUUCCUUCUCAGACUGCUAUGAGGAGGCUUUAAGAGAUGAGGAAGAGAGAGCUGGGGCCAGAAAUAACUCUAUGGAUAGUAAUACUGCCAUGUUUAUUAUGCAGCAUUUGCCAGUAAUUCCUGACCCAACUGAAGAAUGUACUGUGUUUGAAGAGGGCAGUCAGGUUUCUAAGUAG